AUUACAAAACCAAGAUUUUAUUUAAAAAUUGGACCCGUAUCUGGGUUACUUGCAUCACCUCAACCAAUUAAAUACGUAGUAUGGUUUGCAGAUUAUAAUUUACCCAGGAUUUCAGCACUGGUUUGGGAUUUCAGCACUGGUUUGGGAUUUCAGCACUGGUUUGGGAUUUCGGCACUGGUUUGGGAUUUCGGCACUGGUUUGGGAUUUUGGCACUGGUUUGGGAUUUUGGCACUGGUUUGGGAUUUUGGCACUGGUUUGGAUUUUGGCACUGGUUUGGGAUUUUGGCACUGGUUUGGGAUUUUGGCACUGGUUUGGGAUUUGG
This is a messenger RNA of Dentiscutata heterogama, 322 nucleotides long. NCBI's taxonomy places the organism in Eukaryota, Fungi, Glomeromycota, Glomeromycetes, Diversisporales, Gigasporaceae. The record is from the annotation of a GenBank genome assembly.